CUAAAAAAUGCUUCUUCCGAGACAUUGAUUUUUCAAGUUCUUUGGGGUACACGGAGGGAGAAAUGGCAUCAGCUGUUUUUGGGCUCGCGAGUUUGUAGUUGUGUAAUUUUAGGCUUAGUAGAAAAGUCAUGAGAUUUAUGUUUAAGGAUGAGCUACAACAACAUAAGGACAUUAACAGGGACGUGUGAACGAUGUCACAGUACUUUGCAGUCGGUAGCAGAGCUUUUGAUCCUGUCGUGUGAUGCUAGGCCCAUUAGAACUGAUACCAUAUCCAGCAAGUCAACGUUUGUGCAGGUAAGCGAAAGAAUUAUCGCCAGCGCCAAAACGAUUAAGACGUUGAUGAAAAGCGUUAUUAAUUAUGUUCACAUGAUCACCACGAAAUCGGUGGAGAUCUGCGAAGGCUUGACUGAGCUCACUUCGACUGUGGUAACUUUCAUGGAACUGUGUAGUCAUGUUUCUUACAUUUGUGCAAUAUCUUUUAAAGACUGUUGUCAAGCAAUCCCAGGACUUGUCGAUCGGUAUUCUAUAUCCUUAGCCGGCUUAGAGAUAAAGUUAAGCUGCAAUCGGCUAAAAAAGACCCGAGUGGACGACCUAUCUCCGCAGCUAAUCAUCGACCUGUGUUCAAACAUUUCUAAACACAUAUCGGUACUAACGAAUAUAUGCAAGUCUGCCGACGAAAAGGUACGUGAUGAAGGAACAAGAGACCAGUUCAAACUGUGCGUCAAAAGCGUGACUUGUGCCGCAGGAUGUCUAAUCGCCAGUAUUAAAACAUACAAAUCUCACCCCAGCACCAGGUAUCAUGCUCGCUUCAUCAACUUCUGUGACCCAGUUUCCACCACUGCCCAAGCUCUUGUCACCUUCGCCACGGAGGAAGACUUCGUCGGCAAAGAGGCUGUGUUGUCUCCCGAAGCAAGGGAUGUACAGAAGUCGAUUCUUGCGGCCUGUAUGAGCAUCGUCUCUGCCUGUAUCCAGCUGUGUCGCACGGUUCGUGAACUUUCCUAUGACCUCAUGACCUCACAUCACAAGGACAAACUGCGCAUGUGCAUGGACAAUGUUGACCGUUCUUCCGUCCAAAUCCACGAGAUUCUGCAGCGAUAUCACGAAAGUGAACAAUCCUCUCACCUAAACUCCACUCACUCUAGUGACAAGGGAAGUAACUGUGAUAAUAAUUCUACGUCUGCCAAGGGAAAUAACUCUCCACCCCGCCACUUGGCCAAUUUAUUUCGGGAAGAGUUUCCGGAACACGGCAAAUCUCCCGAGAGCCCCCCACACGAAAAAUUCACUCAGCUUUUACGUGAACAAUCUCCUUUGGCUAGCAGCAAUAGUGGGGAUUUGCGUCAAAGUGAACAAAAUUCUGGAAAUGUGGAUGGGUAUUCUGAGCGAGGGACUCGUGACAGUCCAGAGGAGAUGACGAUUCCAGGUAGUCCAUCCUCGGAAACUUCGGGACAUUCAGCGGCAUCAAGAUAAUCAAUGUACCUUAUGUACUGACGGUAGAAAAACUAGUUUAUUUACCUUGAUUUGCUCCAGGAAAAAAAAGUAGGUUAUGAAUAUUUAUUAACAUGAACAUUAUUACUGUAAGAAAUACAAUUUUACAUGUGUAUGUUCUUUAUAGAAUAUAUAUUUAUUAGGAAAAACCACGCAACUUUAGUCACUUGAAAAAUCAAAUUGAUAUACUCCUCCUAGUCAUGAUCAUUUAAAAACAGGUUUAUUUUUUAACUGUUAGUCAUUUGUAUAGGAAAAAAGUUACCUUUGUGUAAAUCACUCUCAUAUUGAUUUAUGAAUGAAGUGUAGAUGUACUGUUAUAAUGUUGGUAGUAUUUGUUGAUGCAUGAAGUUUCUGUAUGGUAGUUGAUAAUGUCACCACAGUUAUUAUAGUAAAAAGCCUCAAUACCAUCUA
Magallana angulata is the source of this 1896-nucleotide messenger RNA. RefSeq names its product talin rod domain-containing protein 1-like. Gene Ontology annotation, molecular function: actin binding. The transcript has 2 exons. The record is from RefSeq and is a predicted model, not a curated record. Bases 148 to 1467 code for a protein of 439 amino acids. Lineage: Eukaryota; Metazoa; Mollusca; Bivalvia; Ostreida; Ostreidae.